Messenger RNA from Salmo salar (Atlantic salmon), 4141 nucleotides. It is a transcript of the gene agfg2, whose product is annotated as ArfGAP with FG repeats 2. Gene Ontology annotation, molecular function: GTPase activator activity. Gene Ontology annotation, biological process: spermatid nucleus differentiation; acrosome assembly; intermediate filament organization. Gene Ontology annotation, cellular component: cytoplasm; cytoplasmic vesicle; membrane. Lineage: Eukaryota; Metazoa; Chordata; Actinopteri; Salmoniformes; Salmonidae. The record is from RefSeq and is a predicted model, not a curated record.
AUCAAAUAGUACUAAUCAACAUCUAUUUGUUUCAGCGUAUAGAAUAUCAUUUCAUAACUAGAAUGGUGAUUUUUUUAUCUCUCGUCUAUGUCGGUUUAUUUGUGUGGGUUAUUUUAUUUACCACUCUAUGGUAUGUGUCCUUGCCUUAGCUGGCAAUCUGGGUUUCAAAAAAUCUGUCAUCAUUCCAAAGCGCCGCGUCUUCAUGGAACGACAGACACGAGCGCAAUAAUGCCAAAGGGGGGGUGUGCGUAUGGCAAGCAGAGAGCGGAGCAGAGAGAGAGAGAUUUAGAGCGAGAGGCAGAUGCCUUUCCCCACUCCAGGAGAGAAUACCGCAGCAAUGGAUAAAUAAUAACGACGUAGUAAAACUCAUUGACAGCUUGAUAAGACCUCAUUUCUGACUUCCGCUAAAGACACGAAAUAGCCUGACGCGUGCAUGUAGGAAUAUCCAGGUAAUAUCCAGGUCUCAAAUCGCGUAAACGCGAGCCGCAUAAUAAUCGUUUUCAUAAUGCGGGCGUGAGUAACAUACAGUGAACGGAGGGAGAAAUAAGGGAGGUUAGCGGAGGGCCAGUGGUAAUCGGCUCACCACUAUACGAGCUAUAGUCCUCUCCGCCAGACCAAAAGCGGGCGAGAGCGGGCCGAGACAGCAGUAUGUCGAACCGAAAACAUCGGGACAGCCAAGAGAUAUGCGCCCGCAAGGUCCGGGAGCUGGCCCAGGCUGGAGUAAACAAACACUGCUUCGAGUGCAGUCAACCCGGGGUGACUUACAUCGAUAUCACCGUGGGCUGCUUCGUGUGCACGUCGUGCUCUGGAAUGCUGAGAGGACUCAACCCUCCCCACAGAGUCAAGUCUAUCUCCAUGACAACCUUCUCCCAACAGGAAGUGGAGUUUCUGCAAAACCAUGGCAACGAGGUGGGGAGGAGGACCUGGCUGUGUGCCUUUGAUCCAAAGACAGAAGGUUGUUUCGACACGAGGGACUCCCAGAAACUGAAAGAGUUCCUCCAGGACAAAUACGAGAAGAAGAAAUGGCAUUUUUCAAAGAACAAGAACAGGAGGGAGGUAGAGGGGCCCUGGAGCCCGCCUGGGGUACAGGCCUUACCCAUCUCUCACGGCCCCACACCCUCCCAGGCCCACGCCAUGCCCCCCUCGGCCAGACUGUUACGCACACUGCCUCUCCUCCAGUCCCAGCUCUCGUCCUGGGGGGACAGAGUCCCCGCUAUCUCCCCCGCGGACAUGAGGGCUGACGUGUUCACUGCCCGUGCUCCCUCGCGCUCCCAGAGCUUCAGAGACCCCCCUAUGAAAGACUCUCUACUGAGUGGUAUAGAAAGACAACGUCCAGGCUCUCUUUCCUCGGCGAUGGGAACUCAUAGCCAUGCCCCCUCCUUCCCUGCCCUCCCUCGACCCUCAGCCAGUAGCACUUUCAAAAACAACUUCACUUUAGGUCGUACAGUGGCCUCCUCGGGGGGCUCAGCCCCCUUCAGGGCCUUCCCUAAGUCUCUGAGUGUGGACUUUGGAGGGCUCAGCCAACAGCACAGUCGCAGUGCCGUCAGCGUCGCCCCCCCAGCCCCCGGCCCCAACACACACACAAACCACCAGGACCGCUACGCUGCCCUGUCCCAGCUGAACAGUGUAUUCCCUGACACAUCACCCGGACCUGGGACUGGAGCUGGACCAGGACUUACAGCAACCCCCGGUGGACUACGCCAGUAUAACACGCACUUUGGGAAGCGCCUGUCCUCCAGUUCUACUCCUGCCAGCUCUCCAGGCAUGGAUGCCGUGACGGGAUCCCAAACAUUUGCAAAUUUCCCCAACCCGUUCAGCUCCCGUUCCAGCUCUCAGCAGCAGCAGCCUGCCCUCUCUCCCAGUAACCCCUUCCACAGCUCCACCUCCGGAGGUGACUCCAGUGGUUUUGUCACCUCUCCCACCUCAGUGUUUCCUCCGUCUGCCACCUUCCCAGCUCCCACUACCCAGAAUGCAUUUCCUCACGAGCAUGCCAACAAACAGGAGACCAACGGUUUUGCCUCUUUCCCUGCGCCGGACUCUCAGCCCAAUGUUCCUUGUCCAAUGUCAGUGAACCCAUUCACUGGGAAUGUUUACCCGAGUAGAGGAAUGUCGCGAAACCCUUUCAUCUGAUACCGGCGCCCCUGGCUACAACCGACAUGGAGGGGUGGACUGAAGACCGGUGAACUUGAAGAGCUGCUGCCAUUUCAAUGCCCCAUCAAAGAGAGAGAGAGAGGGGGGAAACAUUCAUGCAGGCCCCUCUCCCCUCUACGUGUGUGUGUGUCCGUGCACGUGUGGAGUAUCUGUACUGUAACGUUUAUCCAUGGAAAGAAUGUGUGCAUGUGCGUGCCGGUGUGUUUGAGUGAGUGUGUGUGUGUGUGUGUGUGUGUGUGUGUGUGUGUGUGUGUGUGUGUGUGUGUGUGUGUGUGUGUGUGUGUGUGUGUGUGUGUGUGUGUGUGUGUGUGUGUGUGUGUGUACCAUAUACCAAGGGUGUUUAAUAUGGCAAUAGAAUCCACCUCAGGGAUCUGUGUGUGUCAUUACCAAGACACACACACACACACUUACACACUUAGCUGGGUGUACACUACACGAUUUUGGCCCCGAUUUAGCUGCCCCAGACAAGAUCCAACGACAAAAUGUCAUUGCCUACUCGUUUAAUGUGAGCGGGUCAGAGAUGCAAUCUGAGGGCUACCGAUCCCGUCCUUGAGCAGUCCCAGAAGUCCCGAUAUUUUCAAACGUUUGAUUUUGUCGGCACAAAAUCCGCAAUGCUCUCGGAAGUGUGAGAUGUGCAUCGACAAGUUCUGAGAACGGUGGUCAGCAAGAGCCAAUGAGAGCUCGCCAGAGAAGAAGCCAGUGAGAUGAUGUCGUUGUUUCGCAUCACCCAGAAUGUGUGGACUCUCCAGCAGGAGCCAUGACUACUAGUAGUAUAUGUUCGUACUUGCCUUUAACCAAAGCCAAAGUGUCAAAUCGUUACACAGCUCUGAAGUUCACAAGCAAUGUUAUUCCAUCCAAAAUGUUGGCUAGAUAUUUCAACUCUUAUUGGCAUGCGUGAAUGUCUGACUGAAAACGUUUAUGAGGCUGCUUUUGAGCCACAGCUCGUUCUAGUGACAUUAACAAUCCAAUCACAUCAUCACGUCAGUGUUUUGACGAGACAGCAUGGUGGUACCGAGAAUCCUCACGACCAAGUGAAGAACCUUGGCGUGUGUGACAUCCAUUUGUGCCAGAUCGUUUAGUGUGGUGCACCACUACGUUAGCAAGACAAAAAAAAAAAAAAACGACAGGAAAGAAGGUUGUUUAAUGUGAGAGGCUCGGCAAUGUUCGGAUUUUAAAGUUGUGUAGUGUGCACCCGACAUUAGCUGUUUCUCCCAUGUACUGCUUCUGUGCAACAGCAGCCCCAUCAGCACGUCAAAUCAUCAUAUUUUGCUUACUUUUUGGAUACACCUCUGAAAAGGGCAUUCAAAAACUCCCCAAAGCUAGCCAGUCCAGUCUGUCAGUGUGUAUCAAGUUACAGAAUGGAGACAUCCCUCUUCAAGGCUUUCAGAGCUGAACAAUAUGACAAGCGCAAACAAUUAUGACAAGCAAGCAUUUCUUUUUUCUUAGUGACGGUUAUGCCAGCCUUAACACAACGUCCUCUUAAUGCAUGUAGAUUGGAGAACAUUCAGACAAGCCUGUCUUUCCCCCCCCCAUGUGCUGUGUGCGUACCAGAGGAGGCUGGUGAGAGGAGCUAUAGAAGGACUGACUCAUUGUAAUGGCUGGAUUGGAAUCAAUGGAACCGAGUCAAACGUGAGGUUUCUGUCACAAUGAGUUUCCCCUGUUGUGUACGUAUGUGGAAAACACGUUUCUAUUGUUUUUUUUAAUGUUUGUUGUUUUUUGUAAAUCAUUUGUGUUUCAGUCUCAGGCUGCAUGCGCUGGGAGGGCUGCAAGAGGAGAUGCUAUUGAAUGUAAAAGCUAUUUUCAAAACAAUAACAGUGUGUUUCAUCUCUCCCUGUAAUGGACCAAAUGUUUCUUGUUCUUUUGGGUGACAACAUGGAGGUGAAAUUCAUUUUCUUUCUUUCUCUUUUUUUCAAGAGUUCCAUUGACGAAGUAUUUGUAAUGAAAAGUGUCCAUGUUCAUAAAUUCAAAUAAUAUUGGUUGCUUCUUUAAA